ACACAUACACACUCACAUAGAGUCAGUCACCAACGCUCAUUCAACCGCGGGCCAGCAGCUCAGACAGGCACCUUGUUACUAUCCAGCUGGAAAGAGCAGAGCACUGCGAGGUGCACACACACACGCACACACACACACACAUACACACAUACACACACACAGACACAAAUGUGAGCAUCCUCAAACAGCCCAGGACUUUUUAUCUGGGGACCAGGAAAGAAGAAGGAAGGAAGACAAACUGAGAGACGAAGAGCAGGAUUAAAAAGGAACUUUUAAAGGUGGAUUCAUUGAAUUACAACACUUUCUGAAAGAAGCGGACAAACAGACAAAAAGGACUAAAGAUGACAACUGGAGAAAAGAGCUUGUUUCUGUAGGGAGGCCUGCUGUCAGCACGGAGUGGACACUGGUUGUUGGUGACAUCCAGAGGGUCUGUGGAGAGAGUGCAAUUUUUCCCUCCCUUCAGGACUCCCACCCUCCUGUCAUCCCUCCACCAGGACAUCUACUGAUCAUCAGCAUGCCUACAGCUUGCACAAGGUGCACUUUGGGAGUCUGACCCACCAUGUGCAGAUGGACGCUGUCCGUAGCCCAUCUCUGUCCUGAACCUACCCUUGGCACCACCACUGCUGCAGCCUCCGCCAGGCGAUUUCUCCCCCUACCCAGUGCAGCCUCCCUUUGCUUGGCAUGCUUCACUCUGCUCCUGGUCACCGCUGGCACUGCCACAGGGGCCUGUCCUCCCGGGGUAGGGCAUGAAUCCCUACAGGUUCUCACAAGUGGCAUCAACUGUUCAUGGACAUUGGAAAGGCACACUCGCAGUUACAAUCACCUAGAGGGCGAUGUCCGACUACGGCGGCUUUACUCUGCUAACAAGUUCUUUCUGUGCAUUGACAAAACAGGCAAGGUGGACGGCACUCGGCGGAAAAACUACGCAGACAGCCUGAUGGAAAUCCGAUCUGUCAGUGUGGGAGUUGUUGCCAUCAAAUCUGUCAGCACCGGGCUGUACUUAGCUAUGUCCAAGAAAGGCACGCUCUUCGGAUCGGUGAAGUACAACCCGAGCUGCAAGUUCAAGGAGCGCAUUGAGGAGAACGGCUACAACACGUACGCCUCCCUGCGUUGGAAACACGGCGGCCGGCAGAUGUUUGUUUCACUUAACGGGCGUGGGAAGCCGAGGCGAGGUCACAAGGCUCGACGAAGGCACCCAUCCACCCAUUUCCUGCCCAUGCUCCCAUCCUAGCUUCGCAAGUCUGAACUCUGAGCGGCAACUGGCUGGCUCGCCUGCCGCCCCACACUAGUGUUGAUCUAGCUGUGAUCUUUAUUUUUAUUACUCCAUCCUCCUGUCAAAUACAUGUACAUUUGUUGAGGUCUGUAACAUUUGUAGACUUAGAUAUGUACUUUUAAGUUAUUUUCUUCAUUUUCUAAUGAUGUUCAGCAACACAGGCCAAUACCGUAGAAUAAUUCCUUCUUCAAGAAUCUGUCUGGUUACAGUUUAUGUCUGUGGGUCUGGAGUGGAUGUGAAGUGGUGUUAGGGUGAAUUAAAGAGACUGUAAGAGCACCGAAAAGGGAUGGCAGGGUUUAGAAACAAAACUCUUUUUUACCCCAUUUCAGAUGUUCAACUGAAUAAGAAGGGAAAUCAUGUUAUACUUAUCAAUCUGAAAUGGAAGUAACAUUAUGAAACAAAACAUACUUUGAGAUAUGUAGCUACAAAUCGGGGACUUAUAGUUCCUUAAAGCUCAAGAACGGAUGGGCCAAAUGCUUUGGUAUAACAAAAAUCUAAAAAUAUUUGUACAUCUACCAUUGAGACACUGGGGUCAUAUCCUUGGUGUUUUGGGGGAUAAAGCAAUGUGGGGGUGGAGGGAGGGUCAAACUCUACAAUUAAAAACUAACAUAUUGUGGCUAUUUCUAAACUUAAAGGUGUCUUAUGUAAGUUUUCACUUUAGCCGAGCAUGUUUUUUUGCCAGGUACGAGUGGUGGUGAUCGUCGCUAACCAACACCUUCAGCCAUAAUUGUGUUUACAAUCUAUAGAGCAUAAUCGUCUUCACUUUCUGCUGCUAGGAACUGUUUCAUUGGCUUUGAAUCAGCAAUCAAUGCUAACAUUGGCUUUGUAACAAUAGCAAAAACUUACAUAUAGCUCCUUUAAUAUUGUAUAAUUAUACUUUAAAAAUAAAUAUGUGGAUUUAUCAUGUUGAACAUAUUUCUCAUCUCAAGCACAUGGUCAUCAUCAUCUCACAUAGGAAAAUCCGCUAUUGAUUGAUUUCCAUGUAUGUCCCAUGUGAAAUGUUUGAUAUUAAUCAUAUGUAACCGUGUCCGCAUCGUUUCUCAAAUCCUGGCUGUGGCCCUUCUACAAAUCUAUGAGAUCACUGUUGCUUGGGAUAUAAUGAUGCUAGAGGAUAAGAUGAGAUGAAAAAAAUACAUACACCAGUGACGAGAACACAGCAAAGUCAAAACUAACUACUGGGAUGUUUGUUUCUGUCAGAAUGCCAAUAGGUUAGAAAUCAGUUUCUCCACUUCUGGGUCUGAGAUAAUUAAUAUACGUUUUGAGACAUUUAAUGCAUUACAAAGAAUGUAGGUACAUGAGAGAUCACAACAUCAUUCAUUUCAGUUGUAGAUGGUUAUUACGUCUGUCUUUCUAACAUUUUCUCAACAACAACCCUGUUGCUAAUAGAGCAUUUAAUAUAUUUAAAACAUUGUGUACUCUUUAACUGUUUAAGGUUAAUGUUUAUUGUUGACUUUUUGUGUUGGAUUGUAGUCCUACUGUUAUAAAAUAAGGGGAAAAUGUAUUGUAUUCAAGCCCAUUUUCCAUUCAUUUUGUAUGGUAAUUUUACUGUAUAUUUUGUGAUUCAUUUAUCAUAAACUGUUUUCUGGUUGUAGGCCAGUACUGGCAGGUUGUAUAUAAGGCCAAAAUCCUCAGAACAAACCAAUCUUUAUUUCAGCAAAGUAAAAUCAUUUGAGUGCCUUGGUCCAUGCUGAGUUUGGUAAACUUCAAUAAAAAAUGUAACUGAA
Molecule: messenger RNA, 2997 nt
Organism: Pleuronectes platessa (European plaice)
Lineage: Eukaryota; Metazoa; Chordata; Actinopteri; Pleuronectiformes; Pleuronectidae
Gene: fgf22
Product: fibroblast growth factor 22
Exons: 3
Coding region: 560-1231 (223 amino acids)
Biological process (GO): positive regulation of protein phosphorylation; regulation of cell migration; fibroblast growth factor receptor signaling pathway
Cellular component (GO): cytoplasm
Molecular function (GO): fibroblast growth factor receptor binding; growth factor activity
Source: RefSeq, a predicted model, not a curated record